AUGAGAGAAUCGAACUUUUCCUUUCCUUCACAAAAUCGUGCUUCGGUUUGCAUCACUUCCGCUCUUUAUGACCGUAGAGCUCUUGACUGUUCUGCCAUCUUACCUUUAAUCAAUUCUCUCACACAUCUUACUUAUUUGACAAGUACUUCCCCUCGCAUCCGAGAGAUUCUCACGAUGGACGGUGGGUUAGAACGUCUUGUUCGUAUACUGAAAACUACUAAAGUGAACGAUAAAAGAAGUGGGUGGAAAUGGUCCAUGGCAUUUCAGUGUGUUGCUAACGUUGGUGUUCGUGGUUCUGAAACUAUAAGAACAAGGGUAGUGGACGCUGGCAUGGUACCAGUAAUUAUAACUGUAUUGGACAAUUUUUUAAGAGCUCUUGAUCAUGUUAGGUUGGAAAAGGAACAACAACUUGCCGCACAAUUGCUUACACCUCAACAUCCAUCAUUAAUUACAACACCUUCUACCGCUAUUCCUAUUGCAUCCACAUUUGUUGGUCCUAUAGAAAAUGUUAAUUCAUCGAAUGUUAUUCAAAUGUCUGACGAAUCCGAACAACCUUUAACUUCUUAUCCUCAUUCCCCUAAUUCAUCAACAUCCAUUUUUACCACUUCUUCUUCUGAAUAUCAAAAUGAUAAUUCUGAUAUUUCACAUGCUGGUUCAUCAAAUAUGCAAACGGUUAUUUCAAAUUCGAAUCCAGCUACUACCUCUACUAAUAGGUUUUUAGCAAAUGUCGCAACGACGUUUGAUAUAAGGUCUUCCGAUGACGCAAGAUCAGAUGUAGCCUCUUGGGGUUCAGUUGCUGAUAAUGAAGAUACAGGGUUAACUACAACAGUACAACAAUUACCAUCAACGAUUUCCAGUACUACAGGUACGAAUAUAGCUCAAAACCUAAGAACAACAUCACAAACACCUAAUAAUGCAGUCCCUACCACAACAAAUACGACUUCGCAAACAUCAUCAAUGUUAGAAAUUGACGUACUUUAUCGUGAAGAAGACAUUCUUUUAUCUCUUCAACUUCUCGCUUAUCUCUCGAAAUAUCCACAUUUACGUGCCACAUUUCAUAAUGCUUACCCACCUCAUAACGUAUUUUCUCUUGUGGAAAAAUUUACUCAUCGUCUUCAUCCUACCGAAAUUCAGUAUUGGGCCGGCGUUAUUAUGCGUAAUGCUUGUCGUAAAGAUGAAGAAAAAGGUGGAAUUCGUCAAUGUGCUUAUAUGGCUUGCGGUAAAUGGGAAAGUUAUCCUAGAGAAUUUGCAAAAUGUCGGAGAUGUCGUAAAGCCAAAUAUUGUUCCAAAGCCUGCCAAUCGAAAGCCUGGAGUGAAGGUCAUCGAUGGUGGUGUACGGAACGACAUGUUCAUGGAGAAUCAGAAACCGUGACACAAAAUGGGCAAUCAACAUCUUCGAACACUUCAUCAGGAUUAAAUGUUAGUUCAACGAAUAAUCGGGAAACGACGUCAUCAACAACGACCGAUUCAACGUCUCACGGUAGUGGAUCAGGAUCAGGAUCAGUUUUAGUAUCGUGA
Molecule: messenger RNA, 1518 nt
Organism: Diversispora eburnea
Lineage: Eukaryota; Fungi; Glomeromycota; Glomeromycetes; Diversisporales; Diversisporaceae
Source: the annotation of a GenBank genome assembly